Messenger RNA from Maniola jurtina (meadow brown), 3852 nucleotides. It is a transcript of the gene Abd-b, whose product is annotated as homeobox protein abdominal-B. The record is from RefSeq and is a predicted model, not a curated record. Gene Ontology annotation, molecular function: DNA-binding transcription factor activity, RNA polymerase II-specific; RNA polymerase II cis-regulatory region sequence-specific DNA binding. The transcript is spliced from 6 exons. NCBI's taxonomy places the organism in Eukaryota, Metazoa, Arthropoda, Insecta, Lepidoptera, Nymphalidae. The coding region runs from base 380 to 1432 and encodes 350 amino acids. Gene Ontology annotation, biological process: regulation of transcription by RNA polymerase II. Gene Ontology annotation, cellular component: nucleus.
UCGCGCGGCGCAGGCGCGUACGCACGCCGGAUAAAGAUGGCCGCGGGUUUCCACAGAAAAACCCUUUAGUGCUUAUUAUAGACAAUGAAAUAGAUUUUUUUUUCAUAAAAUCUUUUUUACAUUUUAUCGGCUGAUUUUGUUAUCGAGGCGAUUUUGAGUGCAAAGGAAUAUGUUAUCACAGUAAUGUAUCAGAGGUUACGGUGCUUCAGAUUUUAGAAGAUUAACAACAUCCAAAUCCCAUCAAGAUGGAUUAGAUAAGAAGAUUCAGUUAAAACUACGACAAAACUUUGCCUUUAAGGCGUGUUGCGGGUAAGGCACGGGCGCGGCGUCCCUCGCGGUCGACCUUUCUAACAGGUGAGGCGGCGACGCCACACAGAACAUGAUACUAAGGUUGCCCUGUCCGUUCACACAAACUUCACUAGCCAGUUUACGACAAGCGCCCGCCUCCGGGCACUCCGCCGGGCAGGCCUGGUGGAGCAUGAUGAACGGCGUGGGCGGCGCGCUGUACGAGGAGGCGCACGCGUCGCCCCCGGGCGGCUCGCCGCCGGCCGCGCCCGCCGCCGCGCCGCCGUCCGCCUCCAGCGCCUCGCCCGCGUCCGUGGGCUCCAACCCGCCGCAGCCGCUGCACAUCCCCGCCAAGCGCUACGAGCCCGAGCCGGGCGUCAUCCGGCACGCGCAGCAGUCCUGGGGCUACCCGCCCGACGCGCCCGCGCCCUUCGACCACCAGUACCCCGCCGGCCCCACGUACUACAACCUGCCGGUCGAGCGAGAGCGCAAGUCGGCGCUGCCCUUCUGGCCGAGUGGGGGUGAAUAUAAGCCUUACGCAGAUGGCUGCCACCAAGGUUUCACCCAACCCUGUUGGAAUUAUCCCUAUGGAGCCCCUCGCGGAGACCAGCCGCUGCCCUACGUCAGUGGGGAGGAGCGACGAACUGCCGUCUCCGAAGCGUCCGGUUUCUCUCACGAUGCCUACGGCCUUCGAAACUACGCGCCUGAAUCAGUAUCCAGCGCGCCCUAUCCGCCCCCGAGUGGCCUACCCGGAUCUCUGUCGAUGUCAGUGGGUGUCGGCGUCGGUUGCGGGUCCUCGAAUCCCCUAGAUUGGACAGGACAAGUCACUGUGCGUAAAAAACGCAAACCCUAUUCAAAGUUCCAAACCCUCGAGUUAGAAAAAGAGUUCCUUUUCAACGCUUACGUGUCGAAGCAAAAGAGAUGGGAACUCGCGCGGAAUUUAAACCUCACUGAGAGGCAGGUGAAAAUAUGGUUCCAAAAUAGACGGAUGAAGAAUAAGAAGAACUCCCAGCGGCAGGCAGCGCAGGCGGCUCAAAACAACAACAACAACUCGAACGCGAACAACCACAACCACCACGCGAGCCACCACCACGCGCCGCACCACGUGGCGCUGCACCACGCCCCGCCCGCCAAACAUCAUCAGUGACCCGCGCCUUUCUCUGGGACUUAUCCCCUUCACCACGGUAUAGCUAGCUAAAUCCGCCGGGAGGAAGUUCCAAUAAGGACUCAGUUGUGUUGUGCUCGAUGGUCGUACUUAAAGAUCCGAAAGAUGUUCGUUACCCGAUAGACUGUAGGAAAGUUUGCUGUACCGAUCUGUACGUAAUGUGGACGCUUGCCGGACGAGUGCCGGUGCGCCGCGAGUCCCAGAGAAUCUCACCGUAAGAUAAAAUUAUUGUGUUGUCGAUUUGUGUAUAGUAUUAAUUACGAAAUUAUUUUCUGUAAUUUUAACGAGACUAAGUACAUGAGUAGACGAUUCCUGAUAUUGAUAAUAGUAUCUAGUAUAGCGCUGAUAAUGUAUUUGAGAAUUAUUUAAGCGUAGAAGCUCGAAUGAAAUAGAAACGUCACCUAUGAAUUAUUGUAUCUAGAUAGUUUAUUGAAAAUGAAUUUUGUAAAAUAUUUUGUGAGACUGCUUUAUUGUUGUAUUCGUAUCGCUGUUCAGAGGGUGGUUAAAUCUUGACUAGUUAACUUUUAUUUUCGUUACCAAAUUGUUGAAUUACUCGGGUUGCUUUGGUGGCAGUUGUAGAAAUAUUUUCGUAUGGAGUGCGUUGGAUACCUAUAGAUCUUAGAUUUGUUAAUUGGCACAUUGAAGCCGGUUAACCCUAAUACUUAAGAACGUAGCAUCGACGUCGCUUAUAUAAGAAAAUAUAAUUAAAACGCAAAAUGAUCAAAUAUUUAUUACUGUUUAUUUUCUGUCUCAUUAUUCAUAAAUUUGUUAUUUAAAUUAUCGAUUUCUGACAAAGCUUUAACUCGGUUCCAGUAGAAUUAUGCAUUAAGUUACUGUUAUGACUUUUUGAAAUAUUGAAGUUGAUAUUAUAAUCAAUAUAAUUAGGUUAUGGGCAUGUGCAUUAAUACUGUCCUCUAUUGACUCAUUGUCCUGUUCGCUUAGCCUGUCUAUUGCUUUUUUUUAUUAUUUUUUGUUUUAGUUGAAUAUUUUAUUAUUUAUUUAUACACGAAAAUAGCAACAAUCUAUGUAAUAAAUAUAUUAUUAUAAGUUGUAUUUUUGGUCUAGUACAUCGAAGGAAAACGUGAAUAUUAGAUGUACGUAAUUGUACAGCUGUUUAAAAUUAUGGUGUAAUAGAUACCUCUAUAUACAAAAUAUCUAGUUACAAGAAUCAGCCCAGUGUUAGAAUUUAACUAUGAAUACUAUUAAACUUACUAGCUACAUCUUCCCUAUUUUUAUCUUAUGUCUAUGUAAUAAAUGUUCUAUCGUAAAUUAGUAAUUUACUCGGAUCUAUUUCAAUAUGAUGUCCGUUACAUUUUAAUAGUGUGUAGUAGUUUUUGUACAAUAAUGGCGACCUCGUCUAGGUAACCGAAUUUCUACAUAAGCGCAAGGCAUCUAAGAAAUAUUCUUAUGAUUGUACGAGUAGCAAUUCGAUUAUGAGGAUAUGGGCACCUAUCUUCAUAGCAAGCUUAAUGUACCAUCAGUUUUUACGACUCAAAUUUUAUUUAUCACUCAAUGACACAAUAUGAUUAUUAAAAUCUAAUUGCUUCAUUACCUUAAUAGUUGACUAAAGAUUUAAAGAGCUAUAGUUUAAUAUUUUAUAUGGGAAUGUGGCCAUGUCCUCGUGUGUCAUGUUAUCAAAAAUAUACUUUGUAUGUUCCUCUUUACACUAAACAAGAUUGAAUAUUUUGUAAAUUAUUUAUUUCCCAUACCAACCAUUCUUAAAUUCCGAUUAUUAAACUCGGUCAUAGUCAGAGAGACUGUUUGGAUAUCUACCUAUACUUAUGUAAAAGGCUACUUGAGCAAUAUUUAAGUACAACUUUCAUAUGUUUUUAUGGUCUACCUUUUGAUUUAUUCAACUAUAUUUUAAUUAUGUUAAAUUAAAAAAUCUACUCUAAAUCUUAUAAAAAUAUUGAAUAGAAUUCAGUUCAGUAUUAAGAUAGGUUUUGCAUUAAAAACUUAACGCAACAUAAUUUUUAUGAUAUUAGCUGAGUAGCUACUUAUUUUAGAAAAUAACCAAAUUCGCCUGUUUUUUAUGAAAUCAGAAAUAGAUAGAUGCAUUACGUACCUACCUAUUUAAAAUUAUGUUUACAUUCUUAUUUGAAAAAGGUGUGAGCUACUUGUUUUAGAUUCCAGACAGUUUCCUUUAUACCAGUUUUCAUUUUAUCACUGAUAUUUAUUUUCCAUAGAUAAUGAAUCUAUAGAUAUUCUUUUUAACUAUGUAAUAAUAAUUAAAGGUCUCGUAAUUAUCACUGUACAGAUAAAUUAAUGUAGUAAAAGUCACACCUGCGUGUGAGGUCUUAUUAAGUAAUAAUGUAUAAUUAAAUGAAUGUGCUCCGACAGUUUUAUGACGAAUUUAGAAAAGAAUGUAUGAAAGGGAAAAGAAUUAAAUAUUUCGUCGUGUC